Molecule: messenger RNA, 192 nt
Organism: Penicillium psychrosexuale
Lineage: Eukaryota; Fungi; Ascomycota; Eurotiomycetes; Eurotiales; Aspergillaceae
Exons: 2
Coding region: 1-192 (63 amino acids)
Source: RefSeq, a predicted model, not a curated record
AUGAGCAAUCCCGAAACUGCCUCGUUCCUGUGCGGCCUCGAAGGCACGGACGUCACUCCCGAUCCACCAUCCGAGCCGCCUCUCCACCUGCCCCGCCAAACCUGGGCUCCAAAGUCGCACGUUGAGUUGACGACCUUGAAAGCGCUCAAGAAAUUGGAAUGCGAUGUUGUCCCCGAUUUCCUUGCUUAUUAA